UUCCUCUCUUUUUUUGAAAACAAAGAGAGAGCCAGAACCUAAACGCUCAGCUACAGCCAGCACCCAUUUCAGAGUCACCGAGAAAGAAAAGGAAACAAAAAACCUAAAAAUCUAGUUUUAUAGAAAGGCAUAACGAAAUGGCAGACGGUGAGGAUAUUCAACCUCUCGUAUGCGACAAUGGUACUGGAAUGGUCAAGGCUGGCUUUGCUGGAGAUGAUGCUCCAAGGGCUGUAUUCCCUAGCAUCGUGGGUCGCCCUCGUCAUACUGGUGUGAUGGUUGGUAUGGGCCAAAAAGAUGCCUAUGUUGGGGAUGAGGCUCAGUCAAAGAGAGGUAUUUUGACUUUGAAAUACCCAAUUGAGCAUGGUAUUGUUAACAACUGGGAUGACAUGGAGAAAAUUUGGCAUCACACCUUCUACAAUGAGCUCCGUGUGGCUCCUGAAGAGCAUCCAGUUCUUCUCACUGAAGCUCCUCUCAACCCUAAGGCCAAUCGUGAGAAAAUGACUCAAAUUAUGUUUGAGACCUUUAAUGCUCCUGCAAUGUAUGUUGCUAUCCAGGCUGUUCUUUCCCUUUAUGCCAGCGGUCGUACCACUGGUAUUGUUCUGGACUCUGGAGAUGGUGUGAGCCACACAGUUCCAAUCUAUGAAGGCUAUGCCCUCCCACAUGCCAUUUUGCGUCUGGAUCUGGCAGGUCGUGAUCUCACUGAUGCUCUUAUGAAAAUCUUGACUGAGCGUGGUUACUCUUUCACCACCAGUGCAGAGCGAGAAAUUGUCAGAGACAUGAAGGAAAAACUAGCCUACAUUGCACUUGACUAUGAACAAGAGUUAGAGACGUCAAAGACCAGCUCAACUGUUGAGAAGAGCUAUGAGUUGCCAGAUGGGCAGGUUAUCACCAUUGGAGCUGAGAGAUUCCGUUGUCCAGAAGUCCUUUUCCAACCAUCUAUGAUUGGGAUGGAAUCAGCUGGAAUCCAUGAAACCACUUACAACUCCAUCAUGAAAUGUGACGUCGAUAUUAGGAAGGAUCUCUAUGGUAAUAUUGUUCUCAGUGGUGGCACUACUAUGUUCCCUGGCAUUGCUGAUAGGAUGAGCAAGGAGAUUUCAGCAUUGGCUCCCAGCAGCAUGAAGAUUAAGGUGGUGGCACCACCAGAGAGGAAAUAUAGUGUCUGGAUAGGAGGCUCCAUUUUGGCAUCCCUCAGCACCUUCCAGCAGUGCAGAUGUGGAUUGCAAAGGCAGAGUAUGAUGAAUCUGGACCAUCAAUUGUCCACAGGAAAUGCUUCUAAUCAUUCAAAGUUGAAAUGGCAAAACACUUGCUACGUAAUCUUUUAUGUUGCAAAAGGCUUCUAAUCAAGUGGUUGCAAAAUUUUCUUCUCUUUAUUUCAUUUACAUAAUUUGUUUAUUUUUUUAAAUUAUAUAUAUAUAUAUAUAUUUUUUCUGUUUUGCCUGUUCAUGUCUGGAUAAAACGAGGGCGAGCGGUUCAAUUUCAGAUUCUUUCUUUAAAAAUUUUGUUAUUUGAUUGUAGAAGAGUUGUUUAUUGUAAUUGAUUUGAUUUCGGUUUAAUUUUAAGGGAUUCAUUACAUCAUUAUUGGCUAUUUAGAGUCAUUUAAAUUAAAUAAAACAAGUAAUUAUUUUUCCUUUU
Messenger RNA from Manihot esculenta (cassava), 1632 nucleotides. Its product is annotated as actin. Bases 138 to 1340 code for a protein of 400 amino acids. NCBI's taxonomy places the organism in Eukaryota, Viridiplantae, Streptophyta, Magnoliopsida, Malpighiales, Euphorbiaceae. The record is from RefSeq and is a predicted model, not a curated record. The transcript is spliced from 5 exons. Gene Ontology annotation, cellular component: cytoplasm.